Colletotrichum higginsianum IMI 349063 is the source of this 411-nucleotide messenger RNA. RefSeq lists its product as uncharacterized. Bases 1 to 411 code for a protein of 136 amino acids. The record is from RefSeq and is a predicted model, not a curated record. The transcript has a single exon. NCBI's taxonomy places the organism in Eukaryota, Fungi, Ascomycota, Sordariomycetes, Glomerellales, Glomerellaceae.
AUGGCAUCCCGGGCCCUGCGCACCCUCAACCUCGGCGUUGCAGCCGCGACGCCGUCCCUGAUAGCCCGGACCCCGGCGGCGACUCGGUCUUUUGCCAACGCCGCGGCGAGGCGGUACGCUUACAAGGACACGCAGGACCGCGAGUCGCUGAACCCGAGCGGCACCGAGGGCACCAAAUCAGGACGGGACUCCGAGGUGGCGCACGAGAAGGAGGCGUUCGACCCUUCGACGACACGGCCGGGCGCCGAGAAGCGCGAGGCCGACGGUGGCGCGCUCGACGUCUCGGGCGCGAACCAGGCGGCAUCCAAGCCGCAGGGCGACGAGCCGCACAGCGGCGGCGGCGGCGGCGAGGAGGUAAGGAAGGGGGGCAGGAGCGGCGGCGGCGGUGGGGCCAAGGACGGGAAGAACUGA